Messenger RNA from Macrosteles quadrilineatus (aster leafhopper), 1914 nucleotides. Its product is annotated as S-adenosylmethionine synthase-like. The record is from RefSeq and is a predicted model, not a curated record. Bases 90 to 1337 code for a protein of 415 amino acids. Gene Ontology annotation, molecular function: ATP binding; methionine adenosyltransferase activity. Lineage: Eukaryota; Metazoa; Arthropoda; Insecta; Hemiptera; Cicadellidae. Gene Ontology annotation, biological process: S-adenosylmethionine biosynthetic process. The transcript is spliced from 10 exons. Gene Ontology annotation, cellular component: cytosol.
ACCGCACAGUUUUUAGUCGUCGUCGGUCGUGUUCCGAGUCGUCUAUCUCCUUCUCUCUGUCCACGUCUUCACUUAAAAUCAAUUAUAUUAUGCCGGAAGCGACUCACGUCUCCAGACUGGCUCACACCUGUCCCAACCAACACAGAUGCCUGCAGAAGGUCUGCAUGGAGCAAACACAGAACCAGGACACUUUUCUGUUCACAUCAGAGUCUGUCGGGGAAGGACACCCUGACAAGAUGUGCGAUCAGAUAAGUGACGCCAUAUUGGACGCUCAUUUGAAGCAGGACCCGGAUGCCAGAGUGGCUUGUGAAACGGUAACCAAGACGGGGAUGGUGUUAUUGUGUGGUGAGAUCACAUCUAAGGCGGUUGUUGACUACCAACAAAUAGUCAGAGACACAGUCAAACACAUCGGCUACGACAACUCCACAAAAGGGUUUGACUACAGGACUUGCAACGUGCUUGUAGCAUUGGAACAACAAUCACCUAAUAUUGCCAGUGGCGUCCAUGUGGACAGAGAGGAGGAUGAUAUAGGAGCAGGUGAUCAGGGCCUGAUGUUCGGAUAUGCUACAGACGAGACCGAGGAGUGUAUGCCUCUUACUGUAGUUCUGUCUCACAAACUCAACGAGAAGAUCGCAGAACUGAGGAGAAACGGGGAGUUCCCUUGGGCCAGGCCGGACACUAAAACACAGAUUACCUGUGAAUACCGUUUCGACCAAGGAGCCUGCAUCCCCUUGAGGGUUCAUACCGUCGUAAUCUCGGUACAACACUCCGAGGACAUCACCUUGGACCAGCUACGACAACAGGUCAAAGAGAGGGUCGUCCAGGAAGUGAUACCUGCAAGGUUCCUCGACCAAAACACCAAGAUACACGUCAACCCGUGCGGGGAGUUCAUUGUGGGGGGACCUCAGGGAGACGCUGGGCUGACAGGUCGGAAGAUCAUAGUGGACACCUACGGAGGCUGGGGAGCACACGGCGGAGGAGCAUUCUCAGGGAAAGACUUCACCAAAGUAGACCGCAGCGCCGCAUACGCAGCCAGAUGGGUAGCUAAGUCUCUAGUAGCCGCCGGACACUGUAGGAGAUGUCUGGUACAGGUGUCAUACGCCAUUGGUGUUGCGGAACCGAUCUCUAUCACCGUGUUCGACUAUGGAACAUCGAGCAAAUCUCAGAAGGAACUUCUGGCCAUCGUCAACAACAACUUUGAUCUGAGGCCUGGCAAAAUUGUGAGGGAUUUGAACCUACGUAAUCCCGUAUACCAGAAGACAAGUACGUAUGGUCAUUUUGGGCGUGCAAUCUUCCCAUGGGAACAACCAAAGCAACUGAAAGAAGAUUUGAAAUAAUCCUGUAAUGUUGAAUCCACUAUCUGCAAAAGCUUGUUUACUCUAUUCAUUAUUUUAUUCAUUUUAUUCAUUAUUUUGCCUCCUGAACUGUUAUUCAAAGUAUUAUCUAGGUUACGUACCUUAUACAGUCAAAACAGUUCUGAUACAGUCACUAAAGGACGAUGCGCAUUUCAGAGCUUUUAAGCUCUAUCUUCAGGUCCGUGGAUACAUUUGUCAAUUAUUCAUCUUGCAGAUUCGUCAAAAUAUUUAAAACAUUAAAACACAUAACACAAACACAUAAUUCAUUACGUUUAUACAGGUACUGUACAUGUGCCGGCCGGCUAUAGAUCCCGACUCUAACUACCUGUUUCAAUACGCUUUGUAAUUCUACAGUUUUAAGUCUAAUGUAUCCUCUUAUUUUUUAUUAACAUUUGUAGGCCUAUAUACUUUUUAAGGACACGUGUUUUUAUAUUUACGAUGGUGUAUACAAUUUAGUUGUUUCAUGUCGUAAAACUUUGCUUAAUUUAAUUUUAUUAUUGUAUGUGAAUGCAUUUUGCGAUAAAUUUAAAAUAUGUCAAAUAAAUUAUGAAAAUUUGUA